Molecule: messenger RNA, 967 nt
Organism: Vitis riparia (riverbank grape)
Lineage: Eukaryota; Viridiplantae; Streptophyta; Magnoliopsida; Vitales; Vitaceae
Product: thylakoid lumenal 17.4 kDa protein, chloroplastic
Exons: 4
Coding region: 21-719 (232 amino acids)
Source: RefSeq, a predicted model, not a curated record
AACAAAUUCACAGAGAAAAAAUGGCGACCCUCUCGAUUCCGCUGUCUCUUCAACACUCCUCUCCAAAACGGCACCGUUUUUCUGUUCCAGAACUGCACUCACCAUUCCGAAUCAGCUGCUCUGCUAGCUGGGAUAGUCCUGAACUAAAGGCAAGCUCAUCACAGUUAAAGGAACUUAAAACUGUAGCUUUUGGGAUUCUUGCUGUUUGUGCCGUGACUGCUGCCUCACCUGUCAUUGCUGCCAGUCAGAGGCUGCCUCCAUUGUCCACAGAGCCCAACCGCUGUGAGCGGGCAUUUGUUGGAAACACGAUCGGUCAAGCAAAUGGCGUUUAUGACAAGCCAAUCGACCUCCGCUUCUGUGACUACACGAACGAGAAAUCCAACCUCAAGGGGAAGUCUCUUGCAGCAGCACUCAUGUCAGAUGCUAAGUUUGAUGGUGCAGACAUGUCGGAGGUAGUGAUGUCAAAGGCUUAUGCCGUUGGAGCCAGCUUCAAAGGUGUAGACUUCACGAAUGCAGUUCUGGACCGGGUGAAUUUUGGGAAGGCCAAUCUCCAAGGAGCUGUGUUCAAGAACACUGUAUUAUCAGGCUCCACCUUCGACCAAGCUCAGCUGGAAGAUGCAGUGUUUGAGGACACCAUUAUCGGCUACAUCGAUCUUCAGAAGAUUUGUACAAACACCAGCAUCAAUGCAGACGGAAGAGCUGAGCUCGGAUGCCGGUAACCGUUUUUUCUUUCAUCUCCCUGCAUCUCCCUUAAUUCAAUCUUCUCAAGGUUGAUGAUGGAGAGAUCAGCUGCCAAUUUUUAUGUUGGUGAUUUUGUAAGCAUGUAUCAUUGACUAUUUUAAGCUAUUUUGUUUUGAUUAUUACGAGAAAAGGCGAGAUUAUGACAUAUUUUGUAAAGUUUAUCGAAUGUUAAAAGCAACAUUUGAAGAUCAAAUGCAGUUUUUAAAAGUGUUGGGUGAUUUUUUCA